This is a messenger RNA of Nicotiana attenuata, 1121 nucleotides long. RefSeq lists its product as uncharacterized. The transcript is spliced from 2 exons. The record is from RefSeq and is a predicted model, not a curated record. Bases 298 to 726 code for a protein of 142 amino acids. Lineage: Eukaryota; Viridiplantae; Streptophyta; Magnoliopsida; Solanales; Solanaceae.
UGCUAUUGCUUACAUAUUCAUUCAUUUUCAUUCGCUUUUUUGGCUUUUGCCAUCAUCAAAUAGUCUUCAAAAAAAGAUUAGUCCAACAAACUAGCAAUUAGAUAUCAAUAAUUAAUCCUUCUUCCUCAUUACUUUAUUCAGCUACAUGAUUAAUUAAUUCAAAAAUUCCAAGACUUUACACUAUUUAUCUUGUCUCCAUUGAUCUCUCUCAAUUUCCAACACCAAGCCCUACCAUUUCUUCUCUUCUUUCUAUAGUUUCUUGGUUUUCUAAUUCUUCUUCAUCUUUUAACUACAACCAUGUCUUCUAUUUUGACUUCUCAAGGUAUGGUAUUAGCUACAGCCAUGGCAGUUUCUGGGACAAUGAUCCUUUUAGCUGCUCUUAAACUUCAAAAAUCUGCAGAUCAAUUCUCUUUCAACCUUAUUCUCCAUCAUCCUCGAUCUUGCAUCUCCACAGAUGGGAAGAAGAAGGAGAAAAAGAAGAAGAGAGUGAAAUUUGCAGAAGAUGUGGUGGAGCCAAGUGGGAAUAGUGAAGAAUACAGAAAACUUCGUUGUAAUAAUAAUUUUAGCCAUGGAAAUGGACAUGAAGCUUCUUCUUCUUCUAAUAAUUCGGAUUCAAAUGCAUUCAAGAAGAGUGGGAAAGUGCAAGAAAUGCCAGCCAAUAGGGCAGCCCUCUACAAUUCUAUGCUCAAGGGUCGGGUCAUCAACCGGGUCACUUAUUCCUAUUGAUCGGGUCGGAUUUUCCAAUUACCCAAUUCUAACCCUCUAAUUUAUGUACAAAUUAGAAAUUCGAGUCCAAUGAAAGAAAAAUGGAAAACAUUUAUUUAUCUUUCGAUGAAGUGGGCACGGGGUACAUGUGCUCACGUGUGAGAGUAGUUUGAAUUAGGAUUUUCUUUUUCUUUAUCUUUUUUAAUUUUAAUUUUAUAUUUGUGUAAUUUUGAUGUUUAUUUUGGGGAAAUUUUGCCAAAAGGGAGACAUCUUUUACAUGUAUUUAAUUUGUAUAGGAGGUGGUUUUUGAAUACAUGAAAGGAUGUAAAUUAUGACCAGAAUGAGUCAAACCAAGUGGAUUGAUUCAUUGUAUGUAUUGAGUCUGCUUGAAAUGGAAACGGUUUUUUUUUUUUUUU